CAUUUUUUCAUCACUCCCCUCUCUGUUUCCUCCCUCAUAACCGUUUAUCAACAGAGCCUCUGUUUUCCAUGUCAGCAUUGUCAAGAUCAAGGUCCCAAAUUUUGAGUUCUUCCCGCCCCAAACCCAAACCAGACAACACAACCUUGUACUAUAAAUAAUUCCAAAUGGCAUGACCACUCAUACACUUCUAAUCUAAUAACAAGUUGCUUGCUUGCAAUCCUCGCAGUUCAGAAUCAGACAUGGAAGAACCCGUCGUGGAACAGUCCUCUUCUGCUGCUGCUACUGCUUCCUCUGGGAACACUGUCAGACCCAAGCUUCAAAAGUAUGCGCUUCGCUCUGCCAAUAAAUCCAAGGAAGAGAAGCCAGAUAAUACACCCAAUUGCUCCAAUCCUUAUGAAUCAAAGAGGGUCAGAAGUGUGGGUGCUUCAAGUGUAAGUAAAAGUGUGAGUGUUGUAGAUUUUUCUGGCAAGGACAAGUCUGGUAGUAGUACCAAGCCACCCAGAAGGCUCUCAAUUCCUACCAAAGCACCAGCCACUUCGAGACCGAAGCUGGGUGGCAACAUUACCCCAAUCUCAGAGACUAGAACUGGGAGGAGUGCUUUAGGUCAAAGCAGAAGCAAAACACCCAUUUCUGAAAUUUCCAAGACAACAAAGUUAAAUCUUUUAACUUCGGCUUCAUAUUGGCUGAACCAGAUUAAGCUCUCUGAAACUGCUACCAACCACUCAAUUUCACUUGCCUUCUUCAAACUAGCUUUGGAGGCAGGAUGUGAGCCUCUGGGGCCAAUGCAAGAAGGGCUAAAAUCUUAUGUGAGAAGACAUCAACUUGACGAUGGCCUUGGUGAAACUGUGAAAGCAUUGUUUGAGAGCUAUAACAUCUCAGAAAGCAUGGAGCAGUUGCAGUUGUCUGAAACUGUUUCACAUGUGCCCGAAGAGGGAACUCGGUCUUCUGAUGAUGAUGUCCAUAGCUCGUCUUCUACCACUGAGAGUAGAAAAUUGAGACCCAGGAGCUUAAAUUCUACCAAACUCACACCUUCAACAGAGUCAACAAAGAAAGAGACAUGUCAAAAGAGUAAUCCUGGAUCCAGAUUGAGAGGGAAUUUCAGCACCAACACCACAACUCCAAGGCCUUCUCUAGACAAAAGGAAUAAUAGGUUGGUUAAAAAAUGUGAUAAGCCAAGCAAGCAAGAAUCAAACAAGGUCAAGAAGCAGGAAAAGAAAUCCGAUGUCAAAGAAGCUGCAGCUACCGCACCAAAGAGCAACAAAGAAAAUGUGCAAACUCUGGGUGCUGAAGAGAUCAGCGUGACAGAAGUGGUGUAAACAAUCUCCAGUUUGCAUUUCUGAAUUUUUGUGAUUCUUUGUUGAGCUUGCUUCUGUAUAGGCUGCAUUUCUCUUUGCUUGGUCACUUGCCAUAUUUUUGUGUUUGUGUCAUGUUACUUAUACACUUGUUAAUCAAACCAUACUGCAUCGAAUGUUGUUGUUGGUGUCUAUAAAUGUUUCCAUACUGUAUGUUGUGAAGGGUGGAGAUUUUUUCCACAGAAACAAUAUUUUUCUUCUGUAUUAAUUAUUUUGAUAAUGUCAAAGUGAGUAUAUUUUGUGAUCCUUUAUGUGAAUUAA
Vigna unguiculata (cowpea) is the source of this 1613-nucleotide messenger RNA. RefSeq lists its product as uncharacterized. Lineage: Eukaryota; Viridiplantae; Streptophyta; Magnoliopsida; Fabales; Fabaceae. The record is from RefSeq and is a predicted model, not a curated record.